CACACUCUUACACUCUCUCUUUCUCUCUCUCUCACUAACAUCUCCUUUUUCUACGUUACAUUUCCAGAAAAUCCCCCCAAUUACAUUACCAUUGUUCGAUUCCUCAAACACAAUGAAUAUGGAAAACACUGAAUUCGUUGAUGAAUCAUCUCUCAAUCACCCACAGCAAUUCUCUCCGGAGAAACUCAAAACCGAAAAUUUUCUCAUCGAUGACCUCCUCAAUUUCCCCGCCGACGAAAUGGUACCUGCGGUUGCAGAAAACAUUGUCUCCGGCGCCUCCACGGAUUCCUCUACCAUCGUUGACACUUGUAACUCCCCUCUCUGUGGUGGCGCCGAACAUAACUCUCCCGGAGAUAUCCCUCGCCGGAGCUUUACCGAUGCUCCGUUCACCAGUGACCUUUGUGUCCCGUACGAUGAUUUAGCUGAGCUGGAAUGGCUAUCGAACGUGGUGGAGGAAUCAUUUUCUUGUGAGGACUUGCAAAAGUUACAACUAAUAUCCGGAAUUAAAACCCGGCCCAACUACACAUCCAACAACCAACAAUUCCAACCCGAGACCGUGAGCAAGGCCAACAACCCGAUCUUCAACACCGACAUGGCGGUCCCGGGAAAGGCUCGGACCAAACGGUCUCGGGCUGCACCAUGCAAUUGGACCUCACGACUCCUUGCAGUGUCUCCUACUGCAAGUGGGACCACCGUCACCAUGUCAUCUGAGUCAGAGUCUGAUAUUGCUUCGAGCUCGAUCAGAAAGAAGAUCAUGAAAGCUGGAAUAAAGAGAAAGGAAGUUUACGAUAACCCGUCGCAUAAUGGGGACGGGAGGAAAUGUUUGCACUGUGCUACUGAUAAGACCCCACAGUGGCGUACGGGACCUUUGGGUCCCAAAACGCUUUGUAAUGCUUGUGGGGUCCGUUUUAAGUCUGGUCGGUUAGUACCAGAGUAUCGUCCGGCAGCUAGUCCGACGUUUGUCACCGCCAAGCACUCAAAUUCCCAUCGGAAAGUGAUGGAGCUAAGAAGACAGAAUGAGAUGCAUCAACAUCAAUAUAUGCAUCAAAAUCAACAUCAACAUCAGUCUCAACAUCAACAUCAACAUCAACACCAUCAGCAGCAACAACAACAACAGUUCUUUCAUCAGUCGAACAUGAUAUUUGAUGUACCCAACAACGAUGAUUACUUGAUCCACCAACAUAUUGGUCCCGACUAUAGGCAACUAAUCUAAAUCUAGUUAUUUAAAAUUAAUUUAGACCUUUUCCAUAAUUAAAGAAAAAGUCAAUGGUUUAAUUUUCUAAGUUAUUGGAAUUUUGUAGUUUUUACGUUUAAUUUCGGGAAAAAUAGAGAAAAAUAUGAGAGAUGAGUGUAGACC
Messenger RNA from Lactuca virosa, 1357 nucleotides. The record is from the annotation of a GenBank genome assembly. Lineage: Eukaryota; Viridiplantae; Streptophyta; Magnoliopsida; Asterales; Asteraceae.